AUGCCGCUGCCGAGCCUAUCGCCGGAGGAAGAGGAAGAGGACGACGAUGAAUUUUUCGAAGAACCCCAAUUGUUUGUGAGUUCGCCGAAAGAAGAAGAAUCGGAUUCAACUGAGAUAAAGUGGGACGACGAGCCGAAAGAAGAAUUAUCGGAUUCACUUGAGGUAAUUUGGGACGAAGACGAGGAAUUAACAAAGGAGGAGAAUGAAGAGCUACGAUGGAUAUUGAGAGAUUUCCAUGAUGUUCAAAACAAAGAAGACGAAGGAGUAUUGACGAUUUUCAAGGAGAUUAAGAAAUCUAACAAUGCUAUUGAGAAGAUUGAUGUAUCACUAAAAGUGUCAAAUAUUUCCUCGAUGAUGUUUAAUGAAUUGUUUGACCAUAACAAACAAUACGUUAAAGAGUCAACGAUGGUGGAGACAUGUGAUGAAGUAGUCGAUCAAUUGAUUGAGAUUCGUGUUCUCAGCAUCCUACAUGAGAACAAAUUAUUUUUGAAGAAAUUUGAUGGCAUCAAGCAUAGAUGGAAGCGCAAAAAAGAAAAAAGAGAGAGCUGCAAAUAUUCGAACCUUGAGGGCAAGAGUGCAAAGAGAUGCAAGCCUGGUAAUAAUGAUCGAAUAAGUGAGUUGCCGGACGAUAUUCUUGUCACUAUACUACAUCUGCUACCGUUGAAGGAAGCUGCACGUACAAGUGUUCUUUCAUCACGCUGGAUAUACUUGUGGAAAAAUAUCUCGUCCCUUGAUUUUGAUGCAGAAAGUGCUUUGGUCAAGAUUGCAGAUGACCGGAAGUUAAGCAAUGAAGAGGGCUGCAAGUAUGUCAAAUGGGUGAAUUGCGUUCUCCAAUCACAUAAAGCAUCCACCGUGAAAGAAUUCAGAGUGUGUUUCGAUUUAGGCCGAAAGUACAAGUAUGCAAUCACUCAGUGGCUUGAAUUUGCGUUUGCUAGAAAUGUUGAGAGGUUGGAGUUGGAUUUUUCACCCAGAACUUAUAGAGUAGGCACAGUGGAUUAUGCAUGUUUUGUUUUCCCGAACAAGUUCCUUAAACGCCCUUCACAAAGUUCCUCUAUUAACUUUAGAUCCCUUAAAGAGUUGUGUUUUAAAUGUGUUACUGUGAGCGGUGAAGCUAUUGAGUUCUUUCUACGCAAAUGCCCUUUGCUCGAAAAAUUGGUUGUUCAGAACGCAAGUCAGAUAUCAAAUCUUGAAGUUUGUGGUUCAUCCCUUGCUUUAAAACACUUGAAGUUAAAAUCCUGCUACGAUUUGAAAUCCGUUAAGGUAUCUGCUCCAAAUCUUGCUUCACUUUCUAUUCUGGAUGCGGAAGGACUCUUGCUUGAGAAUGUUCCAGCACUUGUUAAGGUAUCUGUUACCUCUAUUAUUGAUCAAUAUUCUGUCAAGAAUUUACUUCCAACACUUUCUUGCUGCAUUUUCCAAUUGGAGAUUCUUAGCUUGAACCUGGAUGACCACGGAAAGAAAAUAUUUCUACCCAUGUUUCCUCAACUUCCUAAACUGAAGAAGUUGGUCAUAAAAUUUUGGGCAAAAGGUGAGCAAAGUCUUAUGGGACUAACGUCUUUGAUAAGGGCAUUUCCCAACUUGCAGGAAUUUGUUUUAAAGUUAAGGGUGUGGGAUCAUUUGAGGUCAAAUGAAGAAGUGAAGAAUUCUAUAAAGUUUCCCCACGAGCACCUUAAAGUGUUCCAGUUUUGUGGCUAUUACGGUCGCUCCAGUGAUGUUGAAUUAGUCGGAUACAUUUUAGAUAAUUGUAUGGCGCUUGAGAAAUUAGUUAUUGAUCCACGUUAUCCACGUUAUCCAUUUUUUUUCUGUGGAACACCAUCAGAUACCGAAUUAGUUGAGGAACAAACUUCAAGGGAUUACGCUAAGGAACAACUUGAAGCACAAGUACCUCAGCACAUCGAAUUUGUCAUUCUUUAA
Molecule: messenger RNA, 1911 nt
Organism: Erythranthe guttata (spotted monkey flower)
Lineage: Eukaryota; Viridiplantae; Streptophyta; Magnoliopsida; Lamiales; Phrymaceae
Product: F-box/LRR-repeat protein At3g26922
Molecular function (GO): protein binding
Source: RefSeq, a predicted model, not a curated record